AUGGAUUUCACUUCGACUCACACGUUGCAGCUACUCUUCGACACCCGAGGUGGUCUCAAAGGAUCUCGUCUGGGUCAUGGCAAUGACGACCCCACAAUAGAUCGGACGUCUAAGUACUCGGCGGUAGACGACUUGAUGGAUGAUGCUGAGAUGUAUACAUACGAAGAGCUCAUGUUGUUAUCGCCUCGUCAAGCACAGAAAUACUAUGAUGAAACGGAUAUGGUAGUAGACCGUAUGGGAAGGCUCAGAUCACAAGCACCGGCCGGUCUCUCUAAAGAACUGGACUCUCCUGGAAUGCCUCGAACGAGGACAAUGGCUACCCUAGCAAUGCAGAAGGGGAAUAGGGAGUAUGUUGGUCCGCAGAUGGAGCUCAUUCAAGCCGAGUCUAAGAAUGACCAACCACAGGUGGUCCCCUUCAAGCCCCGAGUCGCACCCGGUGAGACCUCAACGCUAUUCCCGAGACGACCGCUCUUCCGUCCUCGCUUACCAGAACCAGCGGAAAGCAGCGACGAAGAGGUCUACGAUUUUCAGGAGGUUGACCACUACGCUGCGAGAAAGGCGCGCCACAUGAGAGAAAUCGAACGUCUCGGUGUGGCAGGAAUGGACGCCGGAGUGAUCGGCUUUGGGGGCGACGUUUCUCCCACCGCGAGCGCCCUGACGGGUGGAGCCCGAGACGUUGUCGAGAUAGAUGUAUAUGUACCACCGUUUGAUUCUAAGCGGGUUUGCAAGGUGCGCGUCCCUCUUGAUAUGAAAGUCGAAGAACUAGAGACGCUCAUCCUCAAUGAACAUACUGACGAGUUUGGACUGAGACCUCUUGAACACUCCUAUCACCUCCGUUGGAUAGAUGACGAUGAGGCUGGCUCUGUUUCCAGCAAUCAUCGUGCUGUUGUCGAACCGGAUAUGGACUUACCAGCGCUGGACAGCUAUCGGGCAGUAGGAGCUCUCAAUACUAGAGAGCUCUGCUUCUGUUACUCUGACUGGGGCGAAGAUAGUGACGAUAGUGAUGGUUUUGAAGGGAGUGAGAGCAGCGCGUCAAUGUCUCGUGGUGAGGGCGAAACCCAAUCUGUUGAGAGCUCAGCAAUGCAGCGAUCGAUCGCGCGAAGUUCUGCUGCUCGGGCUAGCGUCAGUGGUGUAUCGUCACAAGCACCAACCGGCCGUCCUCAUGCUACACAACAGCGCAUGCCGCUCACAGAUGUCAUUGGUUUACUUGCGAGAAAGCAACAGGUUGAUCCGGACGAACUGGAGCGCUACUACACCUUACUGGUGUGUAAGGAAGAUGCCAGUCAGGGAUACUAUGAGCCCGUCACGGAUACUCCGGUCAGUCGUCUCCAGAGCGACGAUCUGUUGCUUAGACGCAAAGUUGGUUGA
This is a messenger RNA of Perkinsus marinus ATCC 50983, 1368 nucleotides long. RefSeq lists its product as hypothetical. NCBI's taxonomy places the organism in Eukaryota, Perkinsozoa, Perkinsida, Perkinsidae. Bases 1 to 1368 code for a protein of 455 amino acids. The transcript has 15 exons. The record is from RefSeq and is a predicted model, not a curated record.